AUGGGUCUUCUUGUGGUCGUCCUUGGAAUCCUGGGGGUCCUUGAGCCGUGCUUGGCCCAGCUACAACCUUUGCAGUCUCAGCCAGAGGGCACCUCAAGGGUUCCUGAACUGCCACCACAAUACUCGCAACACGACGAUGACCCUCCACCACCGUUUUGCAUCAGCACUCUUCUACCAACAACAACCAAGGAGGCACGAGCAGGCAGCCAAUCUCCCAAUCGCACACUGAUCUUGGGCCUCGCCGCCGUGGCUCUAGUCACGCUCAGUGCUGCCACGCUCAGCUCCACGCUACGCAAAGACAAUUGCCAAGCGCACACCACACAUCAACUUGGCGAACAAGCAGGCUUCUCACGCUCAGACACCUCUUUCCCUGGCGUCACUAUCAUGCGGUGGCGGACGAACAUGGACAACUGGAUGUACACCAACGCGAUACAAGUGGCCGUACCCCUCUUCACGUGGCUGUCAGCCAGCAUGACCUUGCUCGACCGCGAGGUAUGGGGACGACAACGUAUCAAGGCCAAGUUCCAACCUAACACCAACCAAGAAGAACCAGGAUGCUGGCCCGCNCUUUUGGCACAUGCCAAGACACACGGACGAGGAAAGGCCGCGCUGGCCGAGGCUGUGCAGGCUCUUGCUUUGCAGAAGUCCAUCCGAACCCCGGAAGAGUUGGCCUCUCUGCAGGCCCAAGUGACCGCUGCUCAACAGCGACUAAAGAACUCUGCGGUUGACAAGCAAUCCAGCUCCCGACGCCUUCGUAGCCACUCUGCUGCAUCACCGAGUAUGCCUCUGGCUACUCUUCCUAAUCACACGCGCGAUAAAGCUUCAAGUCCCAGCAUAGAGCGUACCCAGCAACCGCGUGGUCGCGGGGGAAGCUACCUUUCCAAGCGCCGGAGAUCUGGUGGUGUUGGUGGUCCUGCUCGACCAAGUGCAAGUCCUCGAGCGACUGCACCACAAUCAGGAAACGACACCACAAAGGCCCAAGGGGGCGAUGAACAUUUGCCCUCUCACACGCGCGAGUGGCGGCGGCGCUAUAUGCGUGCCUAUCGCCGACGCUUGGGUUCGAGCCAUGAGCAGCUCUUCACGACGGUUCGCACUGCUGAGCUUCAACAAACGACCUAUCGUGCGGUUCUGGCCGCUUUGCGUCGAGACUUGGCGAUCCUGCAGCAAGUCCAAAGCAAUGCCGAGCAUCAAUGA
Molecule: messenger RNA, 1194 nt
Organism: Monosiga brevicollis MX1
Lineage: Eukaryota; Choanoflagellata; Craspedida; Salpingoecidae
Exons: 5
Coding region: 1-1194 (397 amino acids)
Source: RefSeq, a predicted model, not a curated record